This is a messenger RNA of Paramecium octaurelia, 358 nucleotides long. Lineage: Eukaryota; Ciliophora; Oligohymenophorea; Peniculida; Parameciidae. The record is from the annotation of a GenBank genome assembly.
UUCUUAUUGCAUUGAAUGUGAAGCAAAUUAUGACAAUAGGAUAAAUCUAUCAAGAUUAAAUUUGCAUAUAUCAGAAUCAAAGUCAAUGAAUGUACGUUAAUGGUUUAGAACAUUAAUUUGAGGUUCUAUUAUUUUAAUCAUUAAAAUAGUUUGCUACCACUUAAAUGCAUCUAAUGUGUUAAUAUAUAGAGCAAAAUUAAUAACAAGAGGGAUUCUAGAAAUCUCUCUUUGUAUAUGCUUAUAACGAGCUGCUUAUUGAUGGUGUAUCGCAAGUAGUAUUGAAUAAAUGACCUUCCCACUUUUAACCUCCCAGUUCCUCUAGAUAUAACUGCACUCUAUCUACUCUCCAUUCCCGAAC